UAACGUUCUCUAACUGUCUCUAAUUGUCUCAAACUCACAAAACUCACUUGUCUAUAUUUGAUUGGCUCAGUGUCUUGGCACUAACUGUAUUUUUUUCUAUAGCUGGCAAGAUUGGAGAAGACUUGCUGCCUUCCCUUUCUCGGGACGAAAUCAAGGAUCUGUUUCCUGGUCCUGAAAACUUUCACAGGCGGCGGGCUAUAUGGCUUGUUGUAAAUAAAGAUGAAAUGGUGGAGACUGCUGCGGAACAACCACAGCCAUCAGCGACUGGAGGCAGUGGUCUUUCACAAGAAGUGCCCAACACUUCUAAGUUUGUGGUUAUGUCCAGCCCAGAAUUCAUAGUUUACACAGACAGUGAACUUGAACAGGUGCGACGCUCCUACUUCGAGCAGAAACGGAUGGGGACUGAGAACAUUGUGGAUUUAUCUAAGGAGCUCUUCUGCCGGCUCAUAAGAAACACUAUGUGUAAUAUGAUCUCAAUUGCAAGAGCCACAGAAGAUGCCAGAUACCCCACCAAACCAGAGGUCAAUGCCAUGGCAAAGCGAUUGGUGGAGUAUUAUCCAAUGGUAAAAGACUGGGAGCAUGUGGCCAAAAAGCUCAUGAAGAGGCUAUCGAAUGUAAAAAGCCCAAAGAAGGGCGUUCCUCCUGCAAAGAAACAACGGCGGGAAUUAGACGAAAUAUCAACUAGUGACUACGACGGGGAUUCAAGUGCUUCUACGGUCAUUCUUCAACGGUCCCCAGUCAGAGCCAGCACCCCAGUGCAACACCUGGAUAGCAGUGAUGAAUGUGGUUCCGGUGACAUCUUGGACAGCCAGAAAACCCAGGCAAGGCACUACAAGACACUGCAAGAGAUGUGCCGGUCCAAGAAGCCAAACAAAGCUUCACUAACCCAUUUGCUGAACUUGGAGUUUGAGUCGAGAAGACGGUUUAUAACCUCUGACACUCUAAAGGAGCAAGACCGACCCAGCAAGAUUCUGGAGGCAUAUUCUUGUUUCAAAGACUUGGAUCACGUCUUGGAUGAGUUGCAAAGGAUAAUACAGCCAAACAAUGCCCACUACGUCUCAGAGAUGAAGACUAGAUGGAACGACUUUUAUUCAAAGGUCCAAUUUUAUGGGGCGAUGAAAAAAGUGAUGAAACCCCCUAAAACAUUGGAUGGAGUGGAACAUGCCACUGCUGUGUUCAGAGUCCUGCCACUGCUCUUUCCAUCCAGCACUUUGCCACCUAAGAAGCUAGGUGCAAGCAGCGAGGCUGUUUUCCAUGUCCUUAAGGCUUCAGAGGACCCUGAUGCAUACUUGAGCAAGCGACCCCUGUCUUGUCCAGUUAUACUCGUCUGUGAGGAGAACUGCAUGAUCGCCAUUGGAAACACACCAGUGACCACCUUUGACAGGAAGAAGUUGGAUGAAGGCCUGCUCUACCUCUUGGGGUAUUACUAUUGCCUGCACCUCACUUAUCCAAAGUUCAUUUCCACCAUGCUCUCAGUAUUGCAAACUGAGGUUCUCCAGGACUCCCUGCAUGAACAAGAUUCAACUGCUUCCUACAAAAAAGCCAUUGCCGAGUGGAGGUCCUUCCUUGAGUAA
Molecule: messenger RNA, 1574 nt
Organism: Hypomesus transpacificus
Lineage: Eukaryota; Metazoa; Chordata; Actinopteri; Osmeriformes; Osmeridae
Exons: 7
Coding region: 225-1574 (449 amino acids)
Source: RefSeq, a predicted model, not a curated record